Rubroshorea leprosula is the source of this 4273-nucleotide messenger RNA. The record is from the annotation of a GenBank genome assembly. Lineage: Eukaryota; Viridiplantae; Streptophyta; Magnoliopsida; Malvales; Dipterocarpaceae.
UUGAAACCAACCCUAAGCUCUUUUUAUCUCCGCUCUAAAGGUAGCUCCGAUUAUUGCUGACUUAAGUAUCGGAGUGUCUACCCCGAGUUUCACCUCGGGGCUUUGCAGGUCAUCCUGGAGGGCAAACGUGGACUGAAGAAGGACUUCUGGUUUGGUGCAAUUACAUUGGCGCCGUCUGUGGGAAUCCGAACUAAAAGCUUUCUAGUUGCUUUUUCAUCAUGGUUCACACUCGAUCAGUCCGAGUUGGUAAUUCAUCUCUGCCUCAUGGGCAAGGCCAACCCCCCAACAACCUUCCACCUCUGAUCCCACCUCAACUUACACCUCAACUUCCACCUCAGGUCCCAACUAUGUUCCCUCAUGUUGAUCAUGCAGAAGGAGGAGAUGAAAACCAACCUCAUACCUCAGCUCACAAUUCAACUUCCACUGCCAACCAAGACGUAGUGGCUGCUCAGCUUGCUGCCAUGCAACAACAGUUCGAAAAGCUAGUAGCUGAACACCGAGGUGCUCCACCCUCACACCAUGCUGCUGACUCCAUACCUCACCCCCUGAACACCAACAUUACACUGGAACCCUAUCCUGCUGGCUUCAAAAUACCACAACUGGAGACUUACGACCGGACAAAGGAUCCUGAUGAUCAUCUGCAUGCUUUCUACUCUUGCUUGCAAGCUCAAAACGCCUCUGACAUGUUGAUGUGCAAAAUCUUCCCCUCUACUCUCCGAGGUAAUGCUCGAACUUGGUAUUAUAGUUUACAUCCGAGGCCAAUUAGCUCUUAUACAGAAAUGACAUCUGCCUUUGCCACUAAGUUUUCUAGUAGAAGGUUGAUUAGGAAAACUACUUCUGAGCUGAUGCGAGUUAAACAGAGGGAUGGAGAAUCUCUGGAAAACUAUAUGAGCAGGUUCAAUGAUGCAGUAUUGGAGGUUAGUUCCUUUGAUCAAGUUGUGGGGAUUGCAGCUGUGAUCUCCGGUCUUAAACAUGAAAGGUUCAGAGACAGUUUGAUCAAACAUGCUGCCAUCACCUUUAGCGAGGUGAACAAUAGGUCUCUGAAAUUUAUAACAGCUGAGGAGUAUGCCCUGGCGCAAAAUCCGACUCCUUCUAAGAACCAAAACCCAGAAUGGAGAGAUGACAAUUUGAGCCGGAAAAGAAUGAGGAUGGCGCAGAAUCGAGGUCCGAUGCCGACCUAUACACCGAGAUUCGGAAGGCCGAACUCAACACCCCCGCAACAAUCUACAGAACAAGGGCCACAACCUCAAGGAACUCGUAACCCAUCAAACAGGCAAGGUGUGGGAUAUCAGCAAAACCCACCUCCGUUCCCACCACCAGCUAGAAUCAUACACAUGAUCACGGGAGGUCUGGAAGCAGGUGGAUUGAGCUCUAAACAGCGAAAGCUGUAUGUCAGAAAGUUCCCAACUCCUAUGGGAAUAGCAACACUGCGAGGAAACCAGGAGGUGGCCAGACAUUGUUAUAUCACCUCGGUAACACAACCAACGAAGGGCAAAGAUCAGACACCCGAGGCCGUUCCCCAGCGAAUUCCUGAUAAUCAACAAGUUAUGGGUGUAGAAAUCGUAGAUAAUCGACCGGAAGAUGAAACCAGAGCUGCUUCGGUCGAAGAUGUUGAAGAAGUGCUCAUUGAUGACAGAGAUCCGAGCCGGAAGACGCAGAUCGGAACUAGAUUGAACCCGGAGGUAAGAGCAGAGCUAAUAGCUUUUCUCCGAGCUAACAAUGAUGUAUUCGCAUGGACUUCGAUAGAUAUGCCAGAAAUUCCAAAUUUAGUAUCUCAACACAAGCUCAGCGCCAAUCCAUUGAAGAAACCAGUGGCCCAGAAGCGACGUCUCUUUGGGGGGGAGAGGCUUCAGGCUAUUAAAGAAGAGGUAGAGAAACUUCUACAAGCUGGUUUCGUUAGGAAAGUUGAUUACUGCGAAUGGCUGGCUAACUCAGUCCUGGUGAAGAAGGCAAACGUUGAAGCAGCUUCAGGCAAUGAGAGGUUAAGCCUCUUGGAUGCAUAUUCUGGGUAUCACCAGGUGCCGAUGGCUCUUGAAGACGAAGAGAAAACCUCGUUCUAUGCUGGCGAUGAAAUUUAUUGCUAUGUCAUGAUGCCGUUUGGCUUAAAGAACGCUGGUGCUACUUAUCAGAAAAUGGUAACCAUUGUCUUCCGAGCUCAGAUCGGCAGGAAUCUAGAGGUGUAUGUCGAUGACAUUGUGGUAAAGAGCCUGAAAGCAGAAAACCAUCUAGCUGACCUCGACGAAACCUUCAACAACCUCAAAAAGAACAAGAUGCGGUUAAACCCAGCCAAAUGCAUCUUUGGAGUGGGGUCUGGAAAGUUUCUAGGUUUCAUGGUAUCUCGAAGAGGGAUUGAGGUCAAUCCAGAGAAGAUCAGAGCAAUUGCCGAGAUGGAACCGUCGAAAUCAGUAAAAGAUAUACAGAGGUUGACUGGAAGGGUGGCAGCUCUUCAUCGGUUCAUAUUGAAUUCAGUAGAUAAGUGCCUGCCAUUCUUCAAGAUUAUGAGGUCAGCCGCCCAGAAGGAGGAAUUAGGAAAACAAAAGAAAUUUGAAUGGAAUGAAGCCAUUAGUUCAGUUCUGGUGCGAGAAGAAACCAAGCAGCAGAAACCAAUCUAUUAUAUCAGUAGUGUACAGCACGGAGCAGAGCUGAGGUAUCCUAUAGCUGAGAAAGCAGCAUUAGCAGUUGUCACCUCGGCCAGGAGAUCGGCAAUCCGAGCUCAAGCGCUAAUAGAUUUUAUUGUUGAAUGUACCCCAUGUCCUUCAACCCCUAAUCCAGAGCCCAACGAUUGGACCUUGUAUGUUGACGGGGCAUCUAUUAGCAAGGGUUCAGGAGUUGGCGCUAUCUUGAUUGGUCCAGAGGGUUAUCGAAGCGAGCAUGCUUUGAAAUUCAAAUUUGAUGCAACAAAUAACAUCGCUGAAUAUGAAGCUCUGCUACUUGGCCUACAGCUAGCAUUGGAGUUUAAAAUCAGUGCAAUUCAAGUAUACAGUGACUCCCAGUUGGUAGUGAACCAAAUCAACUCAAUAUGCGAAGUCGUUGAUCCUAUGAUGGUGAAAUAUGUAGCCUUGGUGGCCGAGCUGAAAUGCAAAUUCCAGAAAUUCUGUCUGAGCAAAACUCCCCGACCUGAGAAUGAACAGGUAGAUUCACUCUCCAAGUUUGCCUCUGAUAGCUCUUUAAGUUCCAGAUCCGUUUUUGUAGAGGUCUUAGAUGAACCAAGCUUCAUGAAGCCUCGGAUGAUGGAGAUUAGCACAAAUCCCGACACGCCGAGCUGGACUAAUUCAAUCACCUCCUUUUUGCGAGAUGAGAUAGUACCUGAGGACAGGCAGGAGGCAAUGAAGUUGAGUAAGAAAGCAUCCCGGUAUACACUCGUUGAUGGGGUCCUGUAUAAGAGAUCUUUCUCACUUCCUCUUCUACGGUGUUUAAACCCCUACGAAGCUGAAUAUGCACUUCGAGAGGUGCAUGAAGGUGUCUGCGAGAGCCAUGUUGGUGCUAGGACCCUGGCUCACAAAGUCUUAAGGCAAGGAUAUUACUGGCCAAACAUGCACAAAGAUGCCACUUACUUUGUUCAAAAAUGCCCGAAAUGUCAAUUCUUCGCACAUCUGACUCACCAACCAACAGAAGAGCUCACGAACUUGGUAGCACUGUGGCCAUUUGCUCAGUGGGGAUUGGAUCUUUUAGGCCCAUUCUUGAAAGGGGUUAGUGGUGUAACCCAUCUGGUUGUUGGUGUGGAUUAUUUCACAAAGUGGGUUGAAGCUUGGCCUUUAUCUAGUCUUACCUCCAAGAAGGUCGAAGACUUUGUUUUCAGCUCGAUCAUCCGCAGAUAUUGGAUCCCAAAUCAAAUUGUGGCUGAUAAUGGAACUCAGUUCAAUUGUUCCUCAUUCCGAGAUUUCUGUUCCAGUUAUGGGAUCAAGUUACAGUUCACCUCUGUUUACCAUCUGGAGUCUAAUGGCAUGGUUGAAUCUAUUAACAAAUGCAUUUUAGAAGGUAUAAAGUCGAGAUUGGAACAGCAUAAGGCCAAAUGGGCAGAUGAGCUCAACAAUGUCCUUUGGGCAUACAGAACCACGAGCCGAACUGCCACAGGUGAAAAACCCUACCACUUGGCCUUUGAUACCGAAGCAGUCAUUCCUGUUGAAAUAGGAGUCCCAAGCUUCCGGGUCACCCAUUUCGAUGAAGGACGAAAUGGACAACUGCUUCGGGAAAACCUUGAUCUGCUUGCUGAAGUUAGAGAAUAAGCUCGGCUUCGAACUCUUGUAUACAAGCAUAAACUAGCCAACUUCUA